GGAAGACUUUGGAAAGUUGGGGAGCAGCACGUCCGUGUUUUACUCCCAUUUUGGCACCAUUCAACAAGCUGGUACGUAUGGGAUAUAAGGGGGGAAAUGGGUUCUGCAAUGGAGAAGGAAAACUCUUGCUGCAAAUUAGUGAGGGAAGUGUAGUUCAGAGUUGCUGGAGUUGCAAAGAGGCCUUGGACUGCAAGUCUUGGAGGAGGACUCAAGAAAAGUGUUCGGUGCUGCAUCUGGAUGAGUGCAAGGCUUGCUGGGAGAGGAGAAGUGAAGAACUGUUGGUGUUGGAAGGAGAUCCAGACACUGCAAAUCUCUUGGAGAAAGAUUCAAGGAAGUCUUCAAGAGAUGCUGUCGAGGAGAGAUCUUUGGAGCAAGAGCUGGAGAAUACCGAGGUUGGGGAGUAGUCUUCUUAGGAAUUUCUAUCUAAACACAUGUAGUGUUCGAACCUUUAAACUGUUUAAGUUUGAAUUUUUAGUUUCCUUUAUUUUGGAUGACUGUAAUUUCGUACUUAAAUUACACGUCGUAUUCUGACUGUUCUCUAUAUUUGAAUGAUGACGUCUUUAUU
Molecule: messenger RNA, 565 nt
Organism: Vigna umbellata (rice bean)
Lineage: Eukaryota; Viridiplantae; Streptophyta; Magnoliopsida; Fabales; Fabaceae
Source: RefSeq, a predicted model, not a curated record